Diorhabda sublineata is the source of this 1252-nucleotide messenger RNA. RefSeq names its product clotting factor G beta subunit-like. The record is from RefSeq and is a predicted model, not a curated record. NCBI's taxonomy places the organism in Eukaryota, Metazoa, Arthropoda, Insecta, Coleoptera, Chrysomelidae. Gene Ontology annotation, molecular function: serine-type endopeptidase activity. The coding region runs from base 73 to 1122 and encodes 349 amino acids. Gene Ontology annotation, biological process: proteolysis. The transcript is spliced from 7 exons.
AUUUCCACCUAUUUCCCGAUAAGGUUUAAGGCCGACCAUCAUGGGUUCUAUCAGUCUACAUAAUCUACUAAUAUGGCGGCUCGUUUUAUGUUAUAUUACGUUUUAGUUUUCACUUUUUUCGAUUAUGUCAUAUUGGACGAGAGUGCGUGCGGUAAACCAUUAGGAGAAGAUUUCCGUUUGCACGAAGAAGACAGAAUCGUUUCUGGGUAUGACAUAGGAUACUAUAGAUACCCUUGGUAUGCGGCUCUGAUAAGAUAUAAAUCAGUAUCUUGCGGAGGGGCUCUAAUUGCACCUAAAACUGUUUUAACGGCUGCGCAUUGCUAUAAAGAAUUUUUAACCUUAGCCCAACACGGUGGUUUAACUUUAGAAUCAAUUUUUACUGUCAGGUUAGGAAUAUACAAUAUAUGCAUAAACGAAUCCACUCAAAAAGAGUAUUCAGUUGAGAAAGUGAACGUCCACGAAUUAUAUCAGCAGAAGAUGCCUUACUACGACAUUUGUUUAUUGAAAUUAGUCGGUAAUACCGAUCAGUACCGUCCGAUUUGUUUACCACCACCGACGUUGAAAAAGAAGCCAUUAUAUGGGACAGUACCGGGCUUGGGUACUUUGAGGUAUCGCGGAGCAAUGCCUUGUACUGUACACGAAGCCCGUCUAUUAUUUUACAACGAUUCCAUGUGCCAUGAUAUGAUAAAUAAAACCGGAAACGAUGCGUCUAUUAUAGAAAAUGCAUUUUGCGCCGGAUAUAUACAAGGUGGAAUAGAUACAUGUCAGGGGGACAGUGGGGGUCCAUUGCAAAGUAUGAAUCAAAAUGGGAACUACGUUGUUAUCGGAAUCGUCUCGUUUGGUUUCCGAUGCGCCGUUCCUGGAGUUUUGGGAAUGUACACCGACGUAUCGAAAUAUAUAAACUGGAUCAAUGAAAAAACUGGAAUAGACGCGCCAACAAUAGUUAAUAGUUUCCAAGAGAAACCGGUAGAUAACGGUACUAACGUCAAUAAUGUACACACUGGAGUGGGGAGUGUAGGUACAGGAGGAGGUCAUCGUCCUCAUCACCAUUGGAUACACAUUAUAGGACCGUAUAGACGACCAAUAAAGAUACUUCUUGAUAAAAAUAAACGUCCAAGAUGAUAUGACACGAUUCAAUUAAAAAAUUAAUCUGCGAUUAUAAAUUUCAUACUAAAUUGCAAUAAUUCCAAUAAUUGCAAUCAAUAUCCACGUAUUUGUUUAGAAGAAAAAUAAAAUAAAUGUGUAAAUAGAA